AUGGCGAUGGGUGUGGGUCGCGCGGGUCCGUUCGGGUCGGUGCAGGCGCUGCUGCGGUCGCGCUACGGGUCCGUGGUGCGGCUGUCCGACUUCGUGGGGGGCCUCCCCGGCGCCCCCCCAGGGCUGCUGCCGCUCGGGGGCCCCGGGGACCCCGAAAUCUACCAAACCUUCCUGGCCCAGUGCGUCGUCUGCGUGCCCCGGGGGGCCCGCCCCCUCCCCAACCCGCUCACCUUCCGACAGCUGUCGAGCCAGAAGGAGAUCGUGGCUCGGAUCGUUCAGCGAAUCUGCGAGAAGGGGAGGAAGAACGUGCUGGCGUUUGGUUACACCUUGUUGGACGAGAACAGUAGGUCAGAGCCCGUGGUGUUCACGUCCAACGUCUGUAACUACCUCCCGAACAUCUCCACGGAAACCAUCAGGACCAGUAUCCUUUGGGAGAUGCUGUUCAGCCGGGUCGGGGACGAUGUGAUAAUGUAUUUGCUGGAGCACUGUGCCCUGUUUAUGCUGGUGCCACCCAACUGCUCCUAUCAAAUCUGCGGGCAGCCCAUCUACGAACUCCUGCCGAAGGACUCGUCUCCCCCCUGCCCCUCCUCCCCCCGGUUCUUCCGACAGAGAGCCUCCAACCAGAGGCACAACGUCCUAUCGGAGUACGUCAGGAAGGUUCGUCUUCACAGAAGACGCGGGGCGGAAUCAGAUCGGAAGCAGAAGGGAUGCCAAGUUCGGGAGCGGGAGAGCGGAGCCGGAGGCCGUGUAGAAACCCGUCUGCCGUCCAGACGCACGAACCGAAGUGGGCGUGAAAGGGACCGCCCCGUCACCGACGGGCCAAGAAAGCAGACGGACCCCGGGCUCGCUCCCCGGGCCGCCAAGCGAUAUCUCGAAAAGGACGAAAGGGGAACCUUCGUCAAGAGGCGGAAGGGGGUGGUUCUCGCCGGCCAGGACGGAAGCCCGAACUUAGGGUCACCUCGCCCCACCAGGCCCACGGGGGAGCUCGGGCCAGAAGCUCGGGGGUCCGAGGCGUCGGAGGCCGCCCGGCGUCCGCUCCCAAUGCAGUCGGUUCCCGGGAGCUGCCGGGGCCGGGAAGAUUCCAGAAUUCCAUCAGAUCCACCAUUCCCCGAGCAGGUCCGAGGGAAUUUAGUCCGGUCGGGGCCUCGGGUUCAAAAAACCCGAGGUCUGGAGGCCCCAUCCCAGUCCAGGAGGACGGGAUCAGCUCCCCCAAGAUGGUCUUCCCCCACCUGCUCUCCUCAGGAGGAAGAGAGCCCGAAAUCGGGAGCCGAGGAGCAGACCCCCAGACAGGGGCCUCCGAAUUCGGUUCCGGAGAGUUCCCGGGCACUCUGCCGCGCUGGAGUCUUCAUCGACAGGAUGCGCCUUCUGUAUUCCUCCAGGGACUUGAAGGAACGCUUACCGCGGUCGUUCCUGCUGAAUCGCCUGCAGGGAGACCAGGCGGGGGGACGAGGCUUGGUGGAGGCCAUAUUCCUGUCCGGGAGCCUCCCGGAGGGGAAGCGAGACCCGGCCGGUCAGAGCCUCAGCCGGAAGAAGCGACGGCUCCGCGGACGCUACUGGCGGAUGAGACACGUGUUCCAGGAGCUGCUGCAGAAGCACAGGAGGUGCCCCUACGGCGUCCUGUUGAGGAAGACCUGCCCAGUCCGGGUCGGGGCGGCCGAGCCGGGCACGGACACCGGGCCUCCCGUCGGGCCGGCCGCGGGGAGACGGACGGCGUCGCCGAACGCGGAGGCCGGCGGCGGCCCGUUUCCGGUCGUCGGCGCCCCCGAGGGCUCCCGCCGUGCCGGAGGCGUCUCCCCCACGGCGUCUCCGGGGCCCGUGUGGGACGUGGGUGACCUCCUCCGGCAGCACAGCAGCCCCUGGAGGGUUUACGGUUUUGUGAGGGAAUGCCUGCUCCGCGUGGUGCCUGCCGAGCUCUGGGGGUCCAGCCGUAACAAGUGUCGCUUCCUCAGGAACGUCAAGGCCUUCUUGGCCCUGGGGAAGUUCGACAAGUUUUCCCUGCAGGAGCUGAGGUGGAAGAUGAGAGUCUCCGACUGUGCCUGGCUUCGGACGGGCCGAGGGGAUCACUCCGUCCCAGCGUCGGAACACCGUUUCCGGGAGGAGAUCCUAGCCAAGUUCCUACACUGGUUAAUGAGGGCCUACGUGGUGGAACUACUCCGAGCCUUCUUCUACGUCACUGAGACCAUGUUUCAGAAGAAUCUGCUUUUCUUCUACCGAAAAUGCGUUUGGGACAGGUUGCAGGCCAUUGGAAUUAGCAACCACCUGGCCAAGGUGCAGCUUCAAGCAAUAUCUGAAAAGGAAAUUAAAGAAAACCUGCCCAAGAGAUAUGUUCCCGUGGUAUCCAAACUCCGGUUCAUCCCAAAAUCCAACGGACUGCGGCCAAUUGUGAAUGCAGACACCGUUGCUGGAGCAAAGUUAUUCCCAAAAGAAAGCAGAGAUAAGAAGGUUCAAUAUUUCAACACCCAACUGAAAAACCUAUUUAGCGUCCUGAAUUACGAGCGGACUCUACACCCGCAUCUGCUGGGGGCCUCCAUGUUUGGGAUCGAUGACAUUUAUAAAGCGUGGCGGCAGUUUGUGCUCAGAGUUCUGACGUCUAAGGAUAAAGAACGCAGAUUUUAUUUUGUGAAGGCCGACGUGACGGGGGCUUAUGACACCAUUCCUCACGACAAGCUUGUCGAAGUGAUCUCAAGGAUCUUGAAGCCCGAAGAGGAGACCGUCUAUUGCAUCCAGCGUUACGCCGUGAUCCAGAAAACGGCCAAUGGCUCAGUUCGGAAAACCUUUAGAAGACACGUUUCCACGUUGAAGGACUUCCUGCCCUCCAUGAAGCAGUUUGUGUCCCAUUUGCAGGAGACCACGUCGCUCCAGAAUGCCAUCGUCGUUCAGCAGAGCUCCUCUCUCAACGAGACAAGCACCAGCCUCUUUGCCUUCUUUCGGCAGAUGAUUCAGCACAACAUCCUGAAGAUCAGAAACAGGUAUUACGUCCAACGCCGAGGGAUUCCGCAGGGCUCCAUUCUGUCCACGCUGCUCUGCAGCCUGUGCUACGGAGACAUGGAAAACCGUCUGUUCCCCGGGAUCCAGCAGGAUGGGGUGUUGCUCCGUUUAAUCGAUGACUUUCUGCUGGUCACGCCUCACUUAGACCAAGCUAAACUUUUCCUUCGGACUCUGGCGAAAGGAAUUCCCGAGUACGGCUGUUUUAUCAACCCGCGGAAGACCGUGGUGAACUUUGACGUGGACGAGGACACCGUGGGAUGCUCGCACUUUACUCAGCUCCCGGCUGGCUGCCUCUUCCCGUGGUGCGGCCUGCUGCUGGACACACGGACCCUGGAGGUGUACUGCGACUACUCCACCUACAGCCGGACAUCGAUCAGGGCAAGCCUGUCCCUAUGUCAGAGCACCUCCGCUGGAAGGAGCCUGAGGCGGAAACUCCUGACCGUCCUGAAGCUGAAGUGUCACGGCUUAUUUCUGGAUGUACAGGUGAACAGCCUCCGAACUGUUUGCAUCAACAUUUACAAGAUAUUUUUGCUGCAAGCCUACAGGUUUCACGCCUGCGUCCUCCAGCUUCCAUUUAAUCAGCGAGUCAGGAAAAAUCCAGAAUUCUUCCUCACGGUCAUUGCCGACACGGCAUCUUGCUGCUAUUCCAUGGUACGAGCCAGGAAUGCGGGGGUUACUCUCGGAGCCAAAGAAGCUUCUGGCCCGUUUCCUUCAGAAGCAGCCCAAUGGCUUUGCUAUCAGGCCUUCCUGACUAAGCUGGCAAAUCACAAAGUUGUGUACAAGUGUCUUCUGGGGCCUCUCAAAAGGAGUAAACAGCAGUUACUUCGAAGACUCCCAAGGCCUACGAUGCUGAUGCUAGAAGCUGCGACCGACCCAAUGCUCUGUCAAGAUUUUAAAACCAUCUUGGAUUAA
This is a messenger RNA of Tachyglossus aculeatus (Australian echidna), 3900 nucleotides long. It is a transcript of the gene TERT, whose product is annotated as telomerase reverse transcriptase. Gene Ontology annotation, cellular component: telomerase catalytic core complex. Gene Ontology annotation, molecular function: telomerase RNA binding; telomeric repeat DNA binding. Gene Ontology annotation, biological process: telomere maintenance via telomerase. The record is from RefSeq and is a predicted model, not a curated record. NCBI's taxonomy places the organism in Eukaryota, Metazoa, Chordata, Mammalia, Monotremata, Tachyglossidae.